Bemisia tabaci is the source of this 2843-nucleotide messenger RNA. Its product is annotated as steroid receptor RNA activator 1. Gene Ontology annotation, biological process: regulation of transcription by RNA polymerase II. The record is from RefSeq and is a predicted model, not a curated record. Gene Ontology annotation, cellular component: nucleus. Lineage: Eukaryota; Metazoa; Arthropoda; Insecta; Hemiptera; Aleyrodidae.
AAGGAAUCUCUGCUAAACUCAAACGCCCUUGAGAACUUGGUAAAACUCUGCGUUUACUUUAUUUUACAAUUUUAGUGUAUGAAUCAGUGACACUCUUUAUUCGUCUAGGUCACACUCCGAAUUUCAAUAUCAAGGAUUUACUGUCAAUUAUCGAAUUCCAAAAUCUUGCUUGAAGUCACAAUGGGAGAUGGUCCUCCGACCAAUCCAACUCCGAAAGGGUAUACUCCUGGAUGGAACGACCCACCACUAUUUUCUUACGAUUCUCAAACAGCGCAUUCGAAUGCUCCCCGCAAAACAAACAUCCUCACUAAACGUGUUGCGUUUCCUCUACAACCCUCUGUAGGCAGUGGGAAUCAGAAUAAAGCAGCAAUAGAUCCUACGCAACCUCCUACUUUUAAGUCUAAUCUUCCCCCUCCACCCUGUGGUCUUAGCACAUUGCCUCUGCACCCUGAUAGUACUAAAGUUGGCUCUACAGAAUCAAGUGCUGAUGAGCAUUUUAGUAAGGAAGAGACUCUUACAAAAGUAUUAAGCAAUCUAGAUUCAAUCACCAGUGAACUGUCCUCAAACAAAUCAUAUCUUGAACAUGCCGAUGACAUUCAAAGGAAGCUAGAUUUACUCACAAAAAUGUGGAAUGAGGAUAAACUUCCGAAAGACGUUUAUCAGCGUCUUCUGAAACUCACAGAGGCCUUACUCUCCAAAGAUUCCAAAAAUGCUGAUCACCUACAAGUUGGCCUAAUGGUGGAUCAUGCUUCCUUGUGCAGUUCGUGGAUCUCUGCAAUCCGCCUUUUGAUACGUCUGCGAUCUAAUGAGGAACUUUGAUGUUAUAUCUGGUAAUCAUUCUUGCUACAGCUUUCAGUUUUGUUGUUUUAAAUCUCAUCGUGUCUUUCACCAUCCAAUUUUAUCUUUUGUUCAAUUAUUACGAUUUAUAUGUUUUGUUUUUGUAUUUUACAAUUGUUGCAAAUAUUCUCAAGUUUCUCAUCUUAUUCUCAAAAGGAAGGGAAUGACAUAAGGAGCUUCUUAAUAUUUUUAGAACCAUUUGAUGGAGAUUUUCUUAUUUUAUUUUGCUAUCUCUUAUAUUUUUUUAACUUGCUGAUACUAAUAUUUUCAAAAUCUGCAAUACAUGUGGCAAUGCUGAAAUAUGUUCGUAAGUAAGUACAUCAUAAGUCACCAAUUCCAAGCAUAUGAGUCAGCCUUCUGUCCUUCAAACUAUUGGGAAAACUUGAAAUCUUUAUCAAUUUGUGUAUAUGACAGGAACAUUUGAGUAUCUUCAUAGGGAGAGUAUGGCCGCCUGUGACGCAUUUUUAUACACUCGUUGCGAAAAAUCUGUGGAUAAGGUGCUUUCAUGGCUGUGAAUAAAUAAAUAAGAUGACAGAAGAGUAUUAAUGAAUAAUCAUGAAAACUUAUGAUGUAAGAGCUUUAUGAUAACCUAAAACUCCUAGAUCACUCAUAAAAUGGAACAUUUUUCCUGUACUAAAAAGACUCAAAUUGCCACACCUCCCUAUACAUGUACUCACAGAGGAAGUAUCAGACUCGUGUGGGUUAAAAAGGGAUGAAUUUCAUUAAUUGAGUCUGACGUGCUAGAGUUUUUCACUUGAAGCACUCUCUUCCUCAUAGUCAAGAAACAUUAGACUAAGUAUUCCACGUUAUUAAGAGCUAAAUUUUCGGCUCACUAUACUGCAAAUAUGGUCUAAAAUUGGUUCCAGUCUACAACGGAUGAAAACUAGGUAUUUUUGAAAAUUAAGGAUAUUAUGGGAAGAGUGAGGGGAAAAGUAUCAUCAAGAAAAUAAAUUUAUUUCUAAGAAAAGCUGAAAGACUCGAUUUCUCAACAGCAAAAAAAUUUCUGAAAAACAACAGCAAAAGAGAAUAGUUUGAAAAUUUGAAGGACAGCAGCUUUAAAAGAGUCUUUCUUGUAUUGAGUUAAAAGUGCAAAAUGAAGUAAAAACAAGUAAAUUUUACUGAUAAAAAGCCUCAAAAUGUCAAGCUAUCGUGAUUAAUUCCAACGAGGCCGUCUUGAAGUUACUUAAGAAGCGUGCACAAAGUAUGCUUCAGUGAUUUUCAUAGGAAUGAUACUGAUUCCCUUCAAAAUUAUUAUGAAGGAAAGUUUAGAUUCACAGGCCUACUGCGAUAUCUGUUUGAGUCAGAAAUGCAAUCAAAUAUCUCAAAAAAUUUACAAUCUCGGUAUUAAUCUCAUAUAUUCAUCCUUUGAGUAACUGAAGUUUAUGAAUCAUCAACAUCCUCUUUGGAUAAAGCUCUGCAACAUCCUCGGUGUUUCCAAGCAAUUUCCACCCACUCCAGUAAUUUCUGUCAUAAUAUCAUUACUUCUUGUAGUUAUCAAGGGGGUAGUGUUCACCGUACUUCUUCAAAUGAUCUGCUAAGUAAGCUGACUGCUCCCUAAAGACAGCAACGUAAAAUGAUAACAAAUUAGUAAAUUAUUUUCUAAGCAAUGUUAAACCAUCGAAAUAUGAAUAUCAAAGAUUUUGAUAUCAUAUUAGGACGAAACACAGAAUAUUUAGCAUAUUCCAGAUUAGCUGUGCAGUUACAUUGAAAGCCUGCAAGUUUACUCAACUUCUAUUAGAAAUGAAGAACGUUUAUAUAUUUUUUAUCCCUAGAAAAGUAAGUCUAGGCUCCUUCUUGAAGGUUGUGUGAGGAGAAAUGACUGCAUUCAUUUUUCUCAUUUCUUUCAAAAUUCCUCCUUUUAUAUCAAUUUUGAAUUCUCGAAAGAAAAAUUAGUAUAAUAUUCAUUAUUUGAUUUUUAAGUUUACUUGUAAAUUAUGUGAUACUGAAAUCUUAAAAAUGAAAUUAAAGAGGCGAUUUUUCUCAUUACAAAAACGGCACAUUUUAAA